Messenger RNA from Papaver somniferum (opium poppy), 1420 nucleotides. RefSeq lists its product as uncharacterized. The transcript is spliced from 5 exons. The coding region runs from base 497 to 1108 and encodes 203 amino acids. Lineage: Eukaryota; Viridiplantae; Streptophyta; Magnoliopsida; Ranunculales; Papaveraceae. The record is from RefSeq and is a predicted model, not a curated record.
UCACACAAAUUUAUCCCCCGGGUACUAAAAAUGAAAUUCCGUUUCUUGUUCAUCGUGUCUGUAAUAAAUUAAGAACCCUAAAUAAAUUUUAUUAAGAACCCUAGAUACGAUUACCGACCUUCAAUACAUAAAUCAUCAAUUUCCGAUCUGGAGUAGGGUAGAAGACAAAGUGAAAAGGGAAAUUAUAUACUCGAACAUUAUCUGGUUUCGGAAUUGUUAGCAUCAUUUCUUCCAAUGAGUCAGAGACAUGUUACCUUGAGAAAUUAAAACAUCACCCGUCUAACUUCUGAGAUACUGUAUCUCCUUUUCCUACGGAUUAUGAAAACUCUUAUGAGUUAUGACCUUACCAACGAAACUACGCUGCCCGGCUGCAGUUGAGCUAACAUAUCAAGAGAGUCAUAAACACUGGUCUCAAUCUUUUGAUUUUGGCGCCAAAACCCAGUUGCGAGUAUUUAUUUGAGCGCAAGAGACGAAAAGAUAAUCGAAUAAAGUAAGUAUGAAGUCGAAACCGUUGUUUUCAUCAGACAGAGGAUUUGGGCAACUUUCACUUUCUAAGUCUUUUCCGAUCAAACCCUUAUCUAGCGAUUCCAAUAAUGAAGAAGGAAAAAUUAAACUAUUAAAGAAGAAUCCAUCAAUUUCCCUCUCUGAAUUUCUAAACCGAAAAGUCACCUCAAAUUCCAAUCCAUCUAAAACAAUUCAGAAUAAGCAGAAACCUUUUCUAGGGAUUGAGGGUAAAGUUGGAAACAAAAGAGGGAUAUCUGAGGGUGAUACUGUUGUUCUUGAUGAAUCUGUUUUCAAACAGUUUAAUCAUUCUAAAAAGGAAAUAGAGAGAGAAGUAGAGGAAUGCAGAGAAGUAGAUGGUGGAAGUGAACCCGAAGGCUCUACUGAACCAGAUUUGACGAAACCAUGCAACCCUUUUUGUGUUUCCUCCAAAGGUGGAGAUGAAAGGACUACCACUCCAACUCCAAAGCACUUGGUAGUUCUUGGAGAUGAUCCAAAACCUAAGCAGAAGCAGAGAGAGGAGAUAUUUACUAGAAACAAGAAGCAAAGGCCUCUCUAUAACCACUUUUUCUCCAGAUGCAAAUGGCAGUGGAUGGUGGGACUGUGAUAUGGAGGGUGUUGACAACGAAGAAGUAGGCUGCAAUGAAACAGGGGAAGGCAUGGGUUCAACUACUUUGGGAGGACUUGACUGGCACUGAUGAUCUAAUCCAAGCAUUCCAUAAAGAAAGCAUCAUUGAUGUUCACUUCAACUGUGAACUUGUUCUCUUCCAUUUACGCGUGCCUUUUCUCUUCUUCGUUUCAGUUUGUUGCAGAUCUAGGGCUUUACGCUGUAAAUUUGUUGGGCAUUUGGAAUUAAUCUGACUUUGUUGGCAACUGGGUUUUAUAGCAACCUGAAUAUUCAAGCUUCAUCCUUCACACA